Messenger RNA from Dibothriocephalus latus, 255 nucleotides. Lineage: Eukaryota; Metazoa; Platyhelminthes; Cestoda; Diphyllobothriidea; Diphyllobothriidae. The record is from the annotation of a GenBank genome assembly.
AUGGACGGAGUAGAACGCACCGGCAAAGUCAACAAAGCAGAUGGCUGUCGGUUGUUGGUAACUAUGGCGGAAUUCAAGGACCCGUCUCAGUCGCGAAAUCCGGCCUUGUUGGGUCACGUCCUGGAGUCGCGCACAGACUGGAACCGCGAGAACAAUAGCGAGGAUCUUCGCAGCAAUGUCGAUGAGGCUUAUGCGGCGGUAAUUCCCACAUUUUGUCUUAUCACCCUUCUUGUGGACAGGCACAAGGAUGCCUGA